Messenger RNA from Eruca vesicaria subsp. sativa (arugula), 2619 nucleotides. NCBI's taxonomy places the organism in Eukaryota, Viridiplantae, Streptophyta, Magnoliopsida, Brassicales, Brassicaceae. The record is from the annotation of a GenBank genome assembly.
UCAAAAUCGCCGAUAAAAAAAAAUUCUUGUUGUUUUUUCACUCUUGGCAAAUUGAAAAAGAAAAAACAAAAUUGUGUUGUAAUCAAAAUUCAAAUGUGAUGGGAAGUAGCUUCUCCUCCGUCUUACCUUGCUUCAAUCAAUCUCACCGUAACCGUCACUCAUCGCAGAAUCCAACUCACUCUGAUCAGAUCAACUCUCUCUCUGAGCCGUUGGAUGAGACUCUUGGCCACUCUUACUGCUACGUCCCAUCCUCUAACCGCUUCCUCUCUCCCUUCCCUUCCGAUCGAUUCACCUCCCCCACCGGUUCCUUCCGGUUAUCUCCGGGUCGGAUCCGAUCCCACGGAUCAUCCGACCAGCUCCAAACCGGGUUCAGAGCCAUCUCCGGCGCCUCGGUUAGCGCCAACGCCUCGAAUUCCAAAACAGUCUUUCAACUUGAAGAUAAUUACGACGAUGCCACUGUCAACACUUUCGGCGACGGCGUUAGGAGCAGUGUAGUGAACGCUAACGGCUUCGAAGGAACGUCGUCGUUUAGCGCCCUCCCGCUACAGACCGUGCCGUUGAGUGGUCACGUGGAGCGUACAGGUCUCUUCAUGUCUGGGCCCAUCGAGAGAGGCGCCACUUCAGGCCCAUUGGACCUUCCCGGAGAUAUUUCGAGAUCCGAUUCCGCCGUGCAUUUCUCGGCGCCGCUCGGCGGCGGCGGCGGCGUUUUCUCUAAGAAGAGACGGAAGAGGAAGAGGAGUCUCUCACGGCCGUGGGUUCUUCCGGUGUCGAACUUCGUCGGCGGUGCUAAAAGGGAGAACACCGUGAAACCCGGCGGCGGCGUUACUGCGGCGGCUUGCGGCGGAAGCGAGAAUGAGUUACAGUGGGCGUUGGGGAAAGCAGGGGAGGAUAGAGUGCAGUUAGCGGUUUUCGAGAAGCAAGGGUGGUUGUUCGCCGGAAUCUACGACGGUUUUAACGGACCGGACGCACCGGAGUUUCUGAUGGCGAAUCUCUACCGUGCUGUUCAUAGUGAGCUACAGGGCUUAUUCUGGGAACUGGAGGAAGAAGUGGAUGAUGGUAGUAGUGCUAUAGAGUUGGAAGCAAGUUCUAGCUGUCCGGCGACAGAGGUGGUAGAAGAAGUUAAAGUGAGGAAAAAGCUACAUGAGCUUCUUGCAGAGGCACAAGCAGAAGAUGCGUUGGAUCUUUCAGGUUCAGACAGGUUUGCAUUCUCAGUGGAUGAUGCUGCUAUCAGUGGAGGAGGCAAUGCUGUGUCUGUAGGGAGUAAGAGAUGGUUGCUGUUGUCGAAAUUGAAGCAGGGUUUGUCUAAAAAAGGGAUGUCAGGGAGGAAGUUAUUUCCACGGAAGUUUGGUGUGGAGGGUAAUGAAACGGAGGUGGUAGGUAACGUUAGAGUAGAGGAAGCGGUGGAGAAGAGGAAGGAGAGGCGAAAGGCGGGUGCGGUUGAUCAUGAGUUGGUCUUAAAGGCGAUGUCAAAUGGUCUUGAAGCCACAGAGCAAGCUUUUUUAGAAAUGACUGAGAAGGUUUUGGAGACGAACCCUGAGCUUGCGUUGAUGGGUUCUUGCUUAUUGGUUGCGUUGAUGAGAGAUGAUGAUGUGUAUGUGAUGAAUAUAGGGGAUAGUAGGGCUCUUGUUGCGCAGUAUCAGGUUCAAGAAACGGGUGUUAGUGUUGAGACAGGAAGAGUAGAAGAUAGAUGUAAUGAUUUAGAAAGGAAUGAUGGAAACAAAGAGACUUCAGUUGUGGAUGAUAAAGAUACUAUAGUGAACAAUGAAACACCUUCGGAGAACAUGAAACUGGUUGCGUUGCAGCUGACUACAGAUCACAGCACGAGCAUCGAAGAUGAAGUUACAAGAAUAAAAAACGAACACCCUGAUGACAAUCAAUGCAUAGUGAAUGAUAGAGUGAAAGGUCGGCUCAAGGUGACCAGAGCGUUUGGAGCAGGGUUCUUGAAGCAGCCUAAAUUGAACGAUUCCUUACUGGAAAUGUUUAGAAAUGAGUACAUUGGCACGGAUCCAUACAUAUCAUGCACACCAUCUCUUCGUCACUACAGGCUAACAGAGAGUGAUCAGUUUAUGGUUCUGUCAUCUGAUGGUUUGUACCAAUACCUGAGCAAUGAGGAAGUUGUUUCUCUUGCUAUGGAGAAAUUUCCAGAUGGAGAUCCUGCUCAACAUGUUAUACAAGAACUUCUAGUCCGCGCAGCCAAGAAAGCUGGAAUGGGGUUUCAUGAGCUGCUGGAUAUACCGCAAGGAGAUAGAAGAAAGUAUCAUGAUGAUUGCACUGUAUUAGUGAUAGCACUUGGAGGAAGUAGGAUCUGGAAGUCAUCAGGGAAAUACCUUUAAGACCACUUAAACUACAAGUUGAAGCAACAGAGAAAUUCAAAAUGCCUUAAAAGAUCCAAAGAGUGGCAAAACUUUGUUUAGUUUUGGAAGUUUUCUUGUUUUUUUUCUUUUUCAUGUUUGUAGGAAUGUUUUUUUGUCAGACUAGGGGGAGGGGUAUAUUUGUUUCUUUGUUGAGAAUAGGGUAGAGAUUGGAAUAGAGGUGAAAGCAGAAAAAAACAAAAAAAAAUGUAUGUGACUUGGGUGAAGUGAGAGAAGGGGGGAAAGCGGGGUGACCAAACGGGGUAAU